Molecule: messenger RNA, 2010 nt
Organism: Nanorana parkeri
Lineage: Eukaryota; Metazoa; Chordata; Amphibia; Anura; Dicroglossidae
Gene: ASTE1
Product: asteroid homolog 1 (Drosophila)
Exons: 4
Coding region: 1-2010 (669 amino acids)
Source: RefSeq, a predicted model, not a curated record
AUGGGAAUUCAGGGAUUAAUGAGCUUUGUGGGGUCUAACAGAAACUUCUUCAACAACGUGCAGAUGAGAAACACAAAACUAAUUAUUGAUGGAAACAAUCUAUACUACAACUUAUACUUCGAUUCUGGUUUGGACCUUGUGCAUGGCGGAGACUAUGACGCAUUUACUGACAUGCUUAAUAAAUUCUUUGAAAGUUUGGCCAUGUGUAACAUACAAGCCUAUGUUUUGUUUGACGGAGGCUGCGAUAUAUCCGAUAAGAAACUAGAAACCCUAAAGCAACGCUUCAGAGACAAAAUAAAGAUGGCAGAGAAGCUGUCCACCGGGAAAGGUGGCAGCUUGAUUCCUCUCCUGAUAAGGCAGGUGUGUCUGCAGGCCUUAAGAAAGCUGAAUGUGCCAUUUGUCCAGUGUUUCUCAGAAGCCGAUAGGGAAAUAGUUGCACUAGCCAACUCGUGGAACUGCCCCGUGCUGACCUUUGACAGCGACUUCUGUAUCUAUGACAUAAAGGCUGGCUAUUGCCCCCAAAAUGCCUUUCAGUGGAAAAAUAUUGGUACCAUGAAAGAAAGCCACGAGUGUUAUAUACCAGCGCACAGUUUCUCAGCACAGAGAUUUUGCAGCUAUUUUAACAACUUGAAUAUGUCUUUGCUGCCUCUUUUUGCAGUGCUCAGUGGCAAUGACUACAUCAGCCUGCCGGCUUUGGAGAUCUUUUUUAGUAGGGUUCAUUUGCCGAUAGGAAACAUAAGUCACAGCGGCCGUAAACAUGUUCGGAUACAAGGCCUAUUACAUUGGCUGUCUCGCUUUGCAGAUGUAGAGGAAGCCGUGGAGAGCGUGCUGAACUAUCUUAACUUGAAGGAUCGGGAGUCGGUCAGAGAGCUCCUUUAUUCAGCCAUGGAAGAAUAUAACCUUUAUGACACAGUCAACCUCGAGCAGUUUUUUGAUGGAGGUUUGUAUGUGUCUCCCACUGCAGUGCAGCUAAACUUGCCCGAUUGGGUGCAAGGCGCUUUAGCAAAAGGCGUUCUCUCUCCAUUACUGAGUGAUGCUUUGGUGCUGAGGAGGGUGUUUCUUCAUGUGCAGGUUGAGGACUUUCGAAGGAUGACUGCCCACUUCAUAGCACAGCCUAUUCGUAAAGUUAUCUAUGCACUACUACUAAACAUGUACCAGAGCUCACAACCUGAGCUUCAAGGAAGUAAGCAGACUAAGCAGACAGUUGUUGAAGAGUUUGACAGACUGGAGACUAGUCUAAGAAGAUCCAGAGUAGAGAUAAGUUUAAUUUCUGAAGACAGCAAUGAAGAUCUUACACUUCAAAAUCUUCCAAGGCUCCCCUGGUCCAUAAGAUUAAAGCUACUCUUACGGACCAUCGAAAUGAAAAUGACUGAUCUGAAGUCCGUAGCUCCAGCUCACCAUCUAACACUGGCUGCAGUUUGUUACUGGAUCAGACAUGCGGAGCCAAAAGUGAAAAUGCAUCAUUGCAAGGCUGUCCUAAUGGGAAUUGUUUAUGGAGAGAUCUAUGACAAUUUGAGUAGGCCUGACUUUCAGUAUGAUGGCCCUCAGGUCGUGUAUGAGCAGUUGAAACAGAUGAAGUCGGAAGGUGCACGGCUCGGGAAGCUGAACUUGGACGAUCUUCAUAUACUUUGCCAAUGGCAGUGUUGCCUGCAGAUGGUCCUGUCUCUUAAUCAGCUUCUCUGUGCACCUAUACCAGAGCCGGAUAUAACCAGAUCAUACAGCGGUCCUCUUGUGUAUUAUUUGGUGCAGAGGCUGAAGACGUUGCCUACUACAGAAGACAUUUUCAAGCCAUGUCCACCACUGGAAAAGUUAUAUCGGGACUGUGUUGGUAUUGUAAUGUCUGCUCUACCCCCAGACUAUUUCCAGAGUAGAUCUAAAUCGGCAUCCAAGAAAUCAAAGAAAACGACUAAAUCAGGCAAAAUGUCAGCUAAUAAUGAGAUGCCAAACAGGAUGGAGAAUCACCCUAAGUGUGAUGCAACCAACCGGUUUGCUUCUCUGUUACUAGAGUAA